AUGAAUCGCGGGGAAAAAAUUGUGGCUUUGGUUUCUGAGGCUUGUACCUCACGGGAUAGACCUGAAAAAGUAGCUCCGAAGUUAAAUUAUGAUCCAAAUAAAGUAGUACACGUUUUGGAAGAUAUUCAGUUACAAUAUUCAAAAUCAAGAAAGUCUAUACCAGAACCUUCAAAUUCAGUUGUUGACAAAACUUAUUAUGAGAUAAAUGACAAUAUCAAUAUAACAUCACUGACUGAUCUAGAUCUACCAAAUACUUUUAUUACAGAAAAUAUAAAUCAUACAAUUUGUUCUGACAUUACAUUUCCCAAUACUACAUUCAAUGACGUGCCUUUAGACGAUAAAUUGUUGUCCACGGUUUAUGAUAUUCACAACACUUUCACGACAGACGAGAAUUUGAUUAUAAUACCAUCACAAAUUGAAAUAGAAUCUCAAUCAACAAAUAUUUUGACCUCAGACAACAUACACAAUUCCGAUGCGGAUACCAUUCAAACAUUAGGUAAUAUAAUAUCUCAUGAAACAAGUACUAGUUCUUUAGAAAUUAUAACUCAUGUUGAAAAUACACAUCAUGUUAUACCUAAUCCACCAAUAUCGGAUGUUAGCGAUACAGAGAAAAAGCUUGUGCCUUAUUCUGAUUCUGACUUAGAUUCGCUUGUUAAGAUCAAAAAGAUUAAGAAACGAAAGAAACGUUUUAACGUUGAUAAAAAAGAAUGGGUUAACGAAAAGAAUAAACAAAGAAGACAAGAAGGUAAAACAUAUUUUGGGAGAGAGAAAAAGCAAGACUGUUGGAAUUAUAAUACAACUAAAAAAGCACGUUUCAUUAAAUCAAGAUGCUCCUGUAAAAUUGGGAAGUACAAUACUUUAAAAUGUGAAACAGAGAUGAAGGUGUAA
Molecule: messenger RNA, 888 nt
Organism: Parnassius apollo (apollo)
Lineage: Eukaryota; Metazoa; Arthropoda; Insecta; Lepidoptera; Papilionidae
Source: the annotation of a GenBank genome assembly